Messenger RNA from Spathaspora passalidarum NRRL Y-27907, 3521 nucleotides. RefSeq names its product DNA-directed RNA polymerase III core subunit. Gene Ontology annotation, molecular function: DNA-directed RNA polymerase activity; ribonucleoside binding; DNA binding. The transcript has a single exon. Gene Ontology annotation, cellular component: RNA polymerase III complex. The record is from RefSeq and is a predicted model, not a curated record. Lineage: Eukaryota; Fungi; Ascomycota; Pichiomycetes; Serinales; Debaryomycetaceae. Gene Ontology annotation, biological process: DNA-templated transcription. The coding region runs from base 1 to 3468 and encodes 1155 amino acids.
AUGCCACCUAAGAGAAAGGCUUCUAGAGUUGCUGCUGAGUCAGAUGAAGCAUUCCAGGAACUUUUCCAACCAGAGUACAAGGGAAAGAAACUCACUGACGAGAUCAACACCGCGGAAGACAAAUGGAACUUACUUCCUGCGUUCUUGAAAGUCAAGGGGUUAGUCAAACAACAUUUGGACUCAUUCAACUAUUUCGUGGACACGGACUUGAAAAAGAUCAUCAAGGCUAACGAACUCGUCUUGUCUGAUGUGGAUCCCGAGUUUUAUUUAAAGUAUUUGGAUAUUAGAGUUGGCCACAGAUCGAAAACUCCUAACGACAAGCUCGUGCUUAUGCCACCACAUCAAUGUCGUUUACGAGAUUUGACUUAUUCAGCCCCAAUUUUUGUGGAUGUGGAGUAUACCCGUGGCCGUAAGAUCAUCGUGCAUACUGAUUUGGAAAUUGGAAGAAUGCCAAUUAUGUUGAGAUCAAACAAGUGUAUUUUGGACGGAGCUGAUGAUAACACCAUGGCCCGUUAUGAUGAGUGUCCCUUGGACCCAGGUGGGUAUUUCAUUGUUAAUGGUACUGAAAAGGUCAUUUUAGUUCAGGAGCAAUUGUCCAAGAAUAGAAUUAUUGUCGAGGCUGAUGAAAAGAAAGGGAUAGUGCAAGCAUCCGUCACUUCUUCUACUCACGAGCGUAAAUCCAAGACGUAUGUCAUCACCAAGAACGACAAGAUUUACUUGAAGCAUAACUCCAUCAGUGAAGAUAUCCCUAUUGUCAUUAUCUUGAAGGCUGCCGGUAUCACUUCCGAUUUGGAAAUUUUACAAUUGGUUUGUGGAUCUGAUCCAAACUAUCAAGAUUUAUUCGUGGUGAAUUUUGAAGAAGCGGCCAGAUUGGAAGUGUUCACCCAACAACAGGCUUUGAAUUAUGUCGGUAAGAGAGUCAAGACUAUUAGAAGAGCAGGCGCACCUAAAUUAUCACAAUUGCAAGAAGGUAUUGAAGCUAUUGCCACCACUAUUAUUGCCCAUUUAACCGUGUCUGAUUUGCAAUUUAAAGAAAAGGCCCUUUAUAUCGCUACCAUGGCCAGACGUGUUAUCAUGACCAUGCACAAUCCAACCAUGGUUGAUGAUAGAGAUUAUGUUGGUAACAAGAGAUUGGAAUUGGCUGGUCAGUUGAUGUCAUUAUUAUUUGAAGAUUUGUUCAAAAAGUUUAAUUCCGACUUUAAAGCCAACAUUGACAAAGUGUUGAAGAAACCCAGCAGAACUUCUGAAUUUGAUGCAUUACUUUCGAUCAAUAUCCACUCCAACAAUAUCACCAUGGGUUUAAAUAGAGCUAUAUCUACCGGUAACUGGUCGUUAAAGAGAUUCAAGAUGGAAAGAGCCGGUGUCACUCAUGUCUUGUCACGAUUGUCGUAUAUUUCCGCCUUGGGUAUGAUGACUCGUAUUUCGUCGCAGUUUGAAAAAUCGAGAAAGGUUUCUGGUCCAAGAGCAUUGCAGCCUUCUCAGUUUGGGAUGUUGUGUACUUCAGAUACCCCAGAAGGGGAAGCCUGUGGGUUGGUUAAGAAUUUAGCAUUAAUGACACAUAUCACUACCGAUGACGAAGAAUUGCCAAUUAAGAAGCUUUGCUACAUGUUGGGUUGUGAACCUAUUUUGGGGGUCGAUUCCGCUACUUUGCACGAUGAAGGAAACUUUGGUAUUCAUGUCAAUGGUACCCUUGUAGGAACAACCCGUUUCCCUGGUAAGUUUGUGGAGAACUUCCGUAAGUUGAGAAGAACCGGGAAAGUCUCGGCUUUUAUUUCCAUACACACAAACACCCACCAACAAGCUGUGCACAUUGCCACUGAUGGAGGUAGAAUCUGUCGUCCAUUAAUCAUUGUUGAGAAUGGAAAAUCAAAAGUGACUGCGGAACAUUUGCUCAAGUUGAAGAAGGGAGAGUGGGCAUUUGAUGAUUUCUUGGUGCAUGGAUUGGUCGAGUACCUUGAUGUUAAUGAAGAAAAUGAUUCCUUAAUUGCAUUGUACGAGGAAAAUAUCAAUGAAAACAGCGUUCCUACUACCCAUUUGGAAAUUGAGCCAUUCACGGUAUUGGGUGCCGUUGCCGGGUUGAUUCCAUACCCUCACCAUAACCAAUCGCCUAGAAACACAUAUCAAUGUGCGAUGGGUAAGCAGGCAAUUGGUGCAAUUGCCUACAACCAAUUCCGAAGAAUUGAUACCUUGUUGUAUUUCAUGGUUUACCCACAACAACCAAUGGUCAAGACCAAGACUAUUGAGUUGAUUGAUUACGAUAAAUUGCCGGCAGGUCAAAAUGCUACUGUGGCGGUGAUGUCGUAUUCCGGGUACGAUAUUGAAGAUGCUUUGGUUUUGAAUAAGGCCAGUAUUGAUCGUGGGUUUGGACGUUGUCAGGUUGUGCGUAAGAACACGAUCCAGUUGAAGAGAUAUCCUAACCAUACCAAAGAUAUUCUUUCCGGUAUGAGAGUUGACGAGCAUGGUAAUCCAAUUUUCCCCCAUCAAGCAUUAGGGCCAGAUGGGUUGGGUGAAGUUGGAGCUAGAAUUGAAAAUGGGCAAAUUUAUGCCAACAAGUUUGUUCCUACCAAUGCUGGGGAGUCUGCCUUGGGGGGAGCCAGUGAACCAACCAAUGUUGAAAGUCAUCGAGAAACUCCCGCUUACUAUAAGGGUCCUGAGCCUUCGUAUGUUGAUCAAGUUAUGAUGUCUGUCAGUGAUAACGAUCAAGCUUUGAUCAAGGUGUUAUUAAGACAAACCAGACGUCCGGAAUUGGGGGACAAGUUCUCUAGUAGACACGGACAAAAGGGGGUUUGUGGUAUUAUUGUCCAACAGGAAGAUUUGCCAUUCAACGAUAUGGGUAUUUCGCCUGAUAUUAUCAUGAACCCGCACGGGUUCCCAUCUCGUAUGACGGUAGGUAAGAUGAUUGAAUUGAUUUCUGGUAAGGCUGGUGUGUUGAAUGGUACGUUGGAAUACGGGACUUGUUUCGGUGGUUCUAAGUUAGAGGACAUGUCCAAGAUUUUAGUUGACAAGGGGUUCUCGUAUUCUGGUAAGGAUAUGUUGUAUUCGGGUAUCACUGGUGAGUGUUUGCAAGCGUACAUUUUCUUUGGGCCAAUCUAUUAUCAAAAAUUGAAGCAUAUGGUUUUGGACAAGAUGCACGCGAGGGCAAGGGGUCCAAGGGCUGUGUUGACCAGACAACCUACUGAAGGUAGAUCUAGAGACGGUGGGUUGAGAUUGGGGGAGAUGGAGAGAGACUGUGUUAUUGCCUAUGGUGCUUCGCAGUUGUUGCUUGAAAGGUUGAUGAUUUCUUCUGAUGCAUUUGAAGUUGAUAUUUGUAACAAGUGUGGUUUGAUGGGUUACAAUUCGUGGUGUACGACUUGUAAAUCUUCUGAGAAUAUCAUCAAGAUGACGAUUCCAUGUGCUGCCAAGUUGUUGUUCCAAGAGUUGUUGUCGAUGAACAUUGCUCCUAGAUUGAGAUUGGGUGAUGUGUUUUAGCUUGUAUAGAGUGUAUAAUAUAGAAAAUGAGAUAAAGAAUUGACCGAGAUAAA